AUGGUCAAAGACAAUAUUAUGCGGAACAUCUAUAAAACGAAGUCGAUUUAUGAAGAAUUCCAACAUAUUGGAAUCAGUCAGGAUUUGACCAUUGACCAAAGAACAGAGCACAAAGCUCUUGUUAAUGAGGCAAAAACAAAGGAAGCAGCUUCUGAUGAGAGUUUUUUGUUCAGAGUCGUAGGUCCAGUAGGAAGUGGGAAGGUUAUAAAAUUUGUUCCAGAAAAAAAAUUAAUAAAUUGUCAAAGUAAAAAUUUGAACGAGGUUGACUUAAAAAGGUUAAAUGAUAAAGUAGAGUUGAAAGUUUCAGUUGGAUUACAAAAUAUUAGGUCAAUUGUUUCUAAAUUUGAUAUGGUUCAUGGAUGA
Molecule: messenger RNA, 363 nt
Organism: Helobdella robusta
Lineage: Eukaryota; Metazoa; Annelida; Clitellata; Rhynchobdellida; Glossiphoniidae
Exons: 1
Coding region: 1-363 (120 amino acids)
Source: RefSeq, a predicted model, not a curated record